Molecule: messenger RNA, 1124 nt
Organism: Lagopus leucura (white-tailed ptarmigan)
Lineage: Eukaryota; Metazoa; Chordata; Aves; Galliformes; Phasianidae
Gene: SKAP1
Product: src kinase associated phosphoprotein 1
Exons: 12
Coding region: 144-1100 (318 amino acids)
Cellular component (GO): plasma membrane; cytoplasm
Molecular function (GO): protein binding
Source: RefSeq, a predicted model, not a curated record
GCAUUUGAGCAGAGCUCUGCGGUUCCUUCCACCUUCUUUGGGGCGUCCCCACCCCCUCUGCUUCCUUUCUUGUUCCCUCCCUGCAGCUGAGGGACCGGAGCAGCACCACCAGUUUCGACUGGUGGAAAGGAGGUGGCAGGGCCAUGAUCCCAGAGGACAUUCAGAGACUCCUUGAAGAUGCUGAGUGCUUCCUGGUGGAUGGGCUGCAGAACGAAAACUUGAGCCCUAGAGCAAGGGAGCAGAGGAACACAAUUCUCUAUGGCUUCCAGCAAGCCAGAGCCAGGUACCACUUGGAGUUUCUGCCCCGAGGAGAGAAUCAGCACGAUGCUGGCUUUGGGCAGGACAGUUCUGAUGAAAAUCAGAGCUGGAGUUUGGCCCCUUCCGUGACAUCUGAAGUCUCCCUGCCAUUGGACCUGCAGGAUGAUGGAAUGGAGGAAAUCACAACGAGGCCUGUUGAAGACACAGGAAAUAUUCUGAAGCAAGGAUAUCUGGAGAAGAGAUCCAGAGACCACAGCUUUUUCGGGUCGGAGUGGCAGAAGAGGUGGUGUGUCCUCCACAGAAAGACCUUUUACUACUAUGCCAAUGAGAAAAGCAAGCAACCUAAAGGCACCUUCUCCAUUGAGCAUUAUACCGCCCGGCUGGCUUUCCAUCUCCGCAAAGACUCACGCAGAAGAUGCUGUUUUCAAUUAGUCUGCCCUGGGAAACGCACCUAUGAGUUCACAGCCCCAAGUCCAGCAGAGGCUGAAGAUUGGGUGGAUCAGAUCCAGUUCCUCCUGAAGGAUCUGAGCUCCCUCACUAUCCCAUACGAUGAGGAGGAGGAAGAGCUCUACAAUGACGUGGGGAGUUCUGACUCCAUGACCACAGCAUCUCACAACACUACCCUGAAUCAAGAUGACGGGAUGGAAGAAGAUGACAUCUAUGAGGUUUUUCCAGAGAAGGACCCCAAUGUUCCUGAGGACAGCGAGGACGAUGGCAGAGGGCAGCACCGCGGAAGGGAUUUUGCCAAUUACUACCAGGGCGUGUGGGACUGCAGCGGUGAGCACCCCAACGAGCUCUCCUUCCACCGCGGGGACCUCAUCUACAUCCUGAGCAAGAAUUAAUCUCACAGAAGCAAACUCGGCAGC